Penicillium hordei is the source of this 696-nucleotide messenger RNA. RefSeq lists its product as uncharacterized. The record is from RefSeq and is a predicted model, not a curated record. The coding region runs from base 1 to 696 and encodes 231 amino acids. The transcript is spliced from 2 exons. NCBI's taxonomy places the organism in Eukaryota, Fungi, Ascomycota, Eurotiomycetes, Eurotiales, Aspergillaceae.
AUGCAUCUUUCUACCCUCCUCCUGCUCAGCGCCUCUCUCGCUUCGGCACAAUACGGCCCAAGCCCAGAGGAACUCGAAUACCUCAAAAACAUCAACGGUGUGGAUAACGACCAGAACCAGAACCAGAACCAGGGCCAGAACCACAACCCCGACCACAAUGGCAACUCCGGCAAUUACGAUGCCGUCUACGACGGCUAUGGAAACCUCCUCUCGAGUCCUCAUACCCCAAUCCAAGCCCCACCAUCAUCGCCAACUUUGAUCUACAGUACGUUCGUGGCGCGCCCUUCUCAGGCAUUUGUUGCUCCGUAUCAGGCCUCGGCGCCUGGGUACGAGUACAAUUACCCAACCCCGGCUGCCUCUCAACCAUUUGCUACGCAGUCGGCUUACCAGGCUCCUGCUCCUGCCCCCCAAGCACCGGAAUCCAACAAAGACCAGUCCCAGUACUGGCCUCGGUCCUAUGAACCCCUCUUCGACUCAGAGGACGAGGACGAGGACGUGUCAGCCGGAGCUUCGGGUGGUAUUGCACCGACCAACCCGUUGAAACCUGAUUCGCAGGUUGCGCAACCUCCGCUGUUCACGAACUCGAAGCAUGGAAAGGAUGAGGGGAAUACUUUCUGUAUGGGGAGGUGUUUUGAGGAUGAGAGUGAGGCGCAGUGUGCGAAGCCUUAUAGUUUAUACCUGGAUAUUGGAUUGUGA